Fibroporia radiculosa is the source of this 1863-nucleotide messenger RNA. RefSeq lists its product as uncharacterized. Gene Ontology annotation, molecular function: metallopeptidase activity. The transcript is spliced from 10 exons. Bases 1 to 1863 code for a protein of 620 amino acids. The record is from RefSeq and is a predicted model, not a curated record. Lineage: Eukaryota; Fungi; Basidiomycota; Agaricomycetes; Polyporales; Fibroporiaceae.
AUGAAGACGACUCUCCUUACUUUGGCCACCCAUCUCGUCGGUGUGGCUCUAGGCUCGAGAGGAAAGCAACCGUUCGAGCUGUUGAUACAUCGUGACUUGGAGACUCUGAGAUGUACGUUCAUAUCUCUUCACCAGACGCAGACGUUCCGAGGGCUUUCCGACACGGGUUAUGCACACGUCGAGCCAUUGGAUCCAACAUCCGAAGUUCUGCGCUUCAUCAACCAUGAACCCCGUCAACUAAGGGAGCAGAUACAUUCCCUAUGCGGAGAUACGAUAGAUCCCCCAGCCAACGUCCCCUUCAUUCUUGGAGAUGACGUCCUGCUCAACACCCAACUGGAUAAUGCACAAGAAGUUUUCGCCUCGCCGCAAAGUUCAAAUGGCAGGAUGAACGCUGUCGCGCCGCCGCCGCUCCAUGUUGAGCCGCUGAUUACUUCCGGGCCCUCUGACAACCGUGUCGAUCUUGUAUUUUUUGCGGACGGCUAUACACUUGAAGAGAAAGGAAAGUUCCUCGCAGACGCCACACGCCUGGCUUUGGACAUGUCGGGCAAUCAAACUUUCAAUACUGUCAAGCCCCUCUUGAACUUUUGGGCUGCAUUCACUCCCAGCAACGAGAGUGGGGUGGGAACCGGUGGAGAACCGAAAGAUACACCAUUUGGUCUAUACCGGGACGGAACAGAGCUCCGUGGUGUUUACUACAGCAAACCUGAAGUUGCGCGCGUGGCCUGUCUCUCGCUAGGGCACAGAUGUGACUAUCCGAUUUUGAUGGGAAAUGAUCCACUUUAUGGUGGGCUGGGGGGAGAAUUCACCGUAAUAACUCCUUCUUUGGCAAAUGGUGCUCUUGUACUCCGGCAUGAACUCGGACACUCAAUCAUCGAUGUUGGAGAAGAGUAUGAUGGGGGUCCAGAUUAUUUCGGUGUCAACGCAGCGCACAGCAUUUCCCAGCCCAUCCCGUGGUCCCAUUGGCUCACGAACACGUCUCAUUCGCACCAUCACAAAGGUGUACGCGUUGAACGGUCGUCAAUGCCCAUGCAAGCCUAUCCAUGGACACUCCUCAACGUUACGGAUCCGUGGUCUAUCCGAUUUAACUCCUCUGGGACAUAUGCCCGACACUUGGUCCGAUUUUCGCUGUCUGGGAUACCCGAGAAGGGAGAUUUGCUGGUCACAUUGGAUGGUGAAGACCUGCAGUGGUCUCCAAGACCGGAUAUUGGAGUUGACCGAUGGCACUAUGACAUACACCGUGACGGGGGGCUCGGCGGUGGAGUCCAUGAUGUCUCGUUCACACUGCGGAACAACGGCAGGGAGGGACUUGCCCAGCUAUGUAGCGCCGAGGUGCUGGAAUUUGGGAAUGAGGAAGAGUUCGUUUCGACCCCUGGAUACUACGGUGUCUUCCCAACGUUCUCAGACGUGAAUGCUACGUCGUACCGGCCUACCAGCGAAGAUUGCCUGAUGCGCAUUGUGACCUCUCCCAAUUUCUGCAGUGUCUGUUUAGAGGGGCUCUGGCUUUCAUUACUGAGACGUAUCGACUUGAUUGACGACAUCAAGCGAACGUGCGUUAUGGGCGGUACUACCUCUGGACACGCGUCUGGCUGGAAGUCGGCCAUCGAAGUGGGGCUUGUUCCGCUUGCGCAGUUCAGAGGGGACACCAUAGACGCGCAAGAGAGCUACACCAUCAUUUGGAGGAAGGACGGAGAGAUCCUUGAGGCGUUCACGAACAAAACCCGGGUGGAAGUGGAUGAUGAUGUGAGUCUGGGCGUGUACACCGUAGACGUGCAGUUCGCCACCAGCGAAGUUCGUGUGGACAAGGACAGACUUCUUGUGUCGAAUGGAACCUACGAGAUUACGGAAACAUGCAGCGCAUGGUAG